This is a messenger RNA of Hypanus sabinus (Atlantic stingray), 3249 nucleotides long. It is a transcript of the gene lrrc28, whose product is annotated as leucine rich repeat containing 28. Bases 230 to 1330 code for a protein of 366 amino acids. The transcript has 11 exons. Gene Ontology annotation, molecular function: protein binding. Lineage: Eukaryota; Metazoa; Chordata; Chondrichthyes; Myliobatiformes; Dasyatidae. The record is from RefSeq and is a predicted model, not a curated record.
UCACAUUUCUCUGGUGUGCAAGUAAGUCAUCCCUGUGCAUCAAAUGAACUAAAGCUCAGUGCUGUGAUGGUCAUUCCGACAAUUUCUUCCUGAAAUGUUAUGUGCAUGCAUAAAACCAGUGGUGACAAUAAGCCGAAUGACGUACUAGUAAUAAAGCUAUGUCUGCAAUACAGUUGUACAGGAACCAUGAAUACAUGAUAUAGUGGCUACUGCUUAAAAGAACUUGAUCAUGAACACGGAGCUGUGGAAAAUAAUCACAGUUGCCAAGCAGGAGAAGCACAGAAAUCUGUACCUAAAUUACAAGAACCUCCGCAAAUUCCCUCAUGAACUACUGAAAGAUGGUGGCUCACAUCACUUAGAGCAUCUCUAUAUGAAGAUGAAUUCAUUAACAACUCUGCCAGAAAACCUUGGACAGAAGCUUCCAAAUCUUAUUGAAUUAUAUUUGCAUUCCAAUAACAUAGAAGCAAUUCCAGAAGCAAUUGGCACCCUGGUUAAACUUCAGACAUUGGAUCUUAGUAAUAACGCCUUGGCUAUCCUUUGCCCUGAGAUUGGUCAGUUGAGAUCUUUACGGCAUCUGCGAUUGAUGAACAACCGACUGAAAUUUCUUCCUUCUGAAAUUGGAGAUCUAAGAGAACUGCAGACCCUUGAUGUCUCAGCCAAUUGCUUGACUGUGUUGCCAGAGAAUCUUCAUUUAUGCUUUUCCCUGCAGUAUUUGUCUGCCGACCGGAACCAGCUUAAAGAUAUACCCAGGCAACUUUGCUUGCUUACAAACUUGAAAGAACUCUCUGUAACUAGCAACAAUUUAAAAUGUUUACCACAAGAUCUGGGGCGAUAUCCAGAGCUUCAAUGUGUGUAUGUAGACAACAACAUUCAAUUAUGUGGACUACCGUCUUAUCUCUAUAACAAAGUUAUUGGCCACAGUGGUUGCGGUUUCUCAACACAAGAUGAAGAUGUGAAGCUGUCAUUUUCCCAUAAACAGAUGACCAUCAUUCUGCCAAAUGAAAUCCUGGGAAUAGGAACAGAAAAUGACCCUGUGCCAACCCUUCAAGAAAUGGUUAUGAGAACUAUCUACAGUGUUUUCCGAAUAUCUGAGAAAGGUCUGGAAAUCUUGUCCCCAAUCUCAUUACCUAGGAAUCUGUACAAGUUACUAUUCUACCCACUGGGACACUGUCAUCACUGCAGCAAGCCAAUGUUUACCAUUGUCUAUCCUAAGUGUUAUCCUCUGAUGGAGACCCCUAUGGCUGCCUUGUAUAAUGGGAGAACAAAAAUGAGCUUCGUAGCAUACUGCUGCUCUGUCAAGUGUCUACAGCUUUUUGACUUGCUCAGAUGAUAGACCUCAUAAUGAGGAAUGAAUUACUGCCAGCACUUGGAAGAGACAUUCCUGGGUGAAACUCUCUAUGAUGAGCACAGUUUGUCAGUAAGACCCUUAUGAUUUGCAAAAAUCUGUGCCAAAUUUUUUGGGAGAUGGUCUGCAAAAAUGAUAAUACUUUUCAAUUUGUACUAAUAACUAUUACAUUUCCACACAGUUGUGCAAAUUCUUAAUAUUAAUGAAAGUUACUGUCAUAAUUAGACAUCAAGAUGGUUUGAGACUCUGUCUUCUGUAAGUUAAUGAAUAUAAGUACCAGGCGACAAUGUGCAAACAAAUAAAUGAAUACCAGUUUGGCUUAAAGAAAUGAAGGACAAAGCUAACUUUGUUUGAAGUGGUUAAUUACAGAAUUUGAAUGACUUUCUCCAUAAUUUCCUCUGUUAUUAAAACCUAGGAAUUACUUCAUAUCUGAUAAUAUACCACAAUUAGAUUCUCAAAUAAAAUAGAUCAUGAAGCAGUUAUGAGCAAAUUGUAUAGUAUGGAGUACCCUGCAUUACAGGGGCUGAAUUUAUAGCAAAUAGUCUGUACCACAAUUCUCUGUAAAGCGAAGUAGUGAAUUCUGCACUUACUCUAAGAAACACAAAUUUAAAAAAUUGUUUAUUUAUUUCCUGUCUUAUCAUGUAAUUUUCAUGAGCAUGAUUUUCCUUCCUCAACGCAAAUUUUUUGGUUAGUGAUUUGUGAAUUCUGUAAAGGUGAAUUUCCUUUAUCCAUUAGGCUUUAACACAUUAUUACAGCUGUUGUAAGAUCAUUAUUACAACCUGUCUGUAAUAAUUUUGGAACCAUGGGCAGAUUGAAGGGUCAUUUAAAAACAGCUUUCAGUAAUUCUGGUUGAAUAACUAAACUUUAAAGAUAUGGCAUUAUCUUAUACUUCCAUACUUCAUGAUUUAUAUUUUAGCCGUUACUAUUUACAAACGCAGUUGUCUCUUUGUAAGGUUACUACAUUGUAGAAACCUGUUCAUGUGCCAUUUGCUGCUUGUACGUGACAUUUGUGGGGAAUGGGAGAUCUAAGUGACAUGCAUUAUAAAGCUGUACAGAUUAUUGGUUGUUGGUUUGAUGCAUCACGUACACAAAGUAAAUUGAUUUCAUUAACAGAAGCAAAAGAAAGGGCACAAGUUUUGACCUGUGAAGAGAGUUUUAAAAAUCAGACAUGGGUGGCAAUUAAUUGAAAAAUUAUUGACCAAGAUUACUAGAUUUUGAUGAUAUAAUGUCAAAGGAUUGAAUUGCCUUUUCUUGCCCCGAUAUAAUUUACGAGUUCAUUAUGUGAAAUUUAAGAAUUAUUUAAGGAGGAUUGGUCUAAGUAGUAGUCCGAGCACUCGAAUCGAGUACGACGUUCUUGAAAGGGUUGUCUUUUGGUGGGAGCUCAGUUAGCUGUGGAGGCUGAUUAGAGAUCCACAUAACCAGAAUGUUAGGAUGGAUUUCCUUUCAAGUAGAAUGCCUCUGUGUGACUUUGUUUAAUGUGGCUGUCACCACACAGUUCCUGACUGAUUGGUGUUGAGGUCCAGUGACUUGGAGAGCUCUUCACUGCUGCUGCCAGCUCCACCACUGAGGUCUUGGGUGAUCAUUCUGUCUGGAACCUCCCCCUUGACCUUACCGCCAUGAGGGACCCUACCAGGAGCUAAGCUCCAGAUAGCUAAACUCCAGACUUGCUCUCAGGAUCUCCACCAUGACAAGGUGAUAGCCCUCGGAGAAGGCAAUCCUUAGUCUAAGGGAGAACUCAGGUAUUAAAUAAAACUACUUUUCUUCAAAAUAUGAAGGAGUAAUUGUUUAAGCAAACAGUGUUCAACGACAGCAUUGCUUUCCUAUACCCAUGCUUCAAUGUACAGUAUAUCUGAAUAAAAAUGAUGAAAAUUGGUUUCAGUUCCUUUUUGAAUUGGCCAGUCACU